Messenger RNA from Nicotiana tabacum (common tobacco), 1959 nucleotides. The record is from RefSeq and is a predicted model, not a curated record. NCBI's taxonomy places the organism in Eukaryota, Viridiplantae, Streptophyta, Magnoliopsida, Solanales, Solanaceae.
GGUCGUAUAACGGAGUUCUGUAUCCAAAUGGCUUCCUUGGUUUUCUGCAAUGCUUCUACGUCGUAUAAGCUACAUUCAGUGGAUACGAAGCCAUUUGACUUAUUGGUUGUUGAUGAUGCCGACAAGUUGAAGGAGUGUGAAGCAGUAAUACCUCUUCAACUUCGAGGUUUGAGGAAUGCGAUUCUGUCCGGAGACGAGUGCCAAUUGUCUGCAACAUUGAAGAGUAGAAUUUCUCGUGUAGCUAGAUUUGGAAGGAGCUUAUUCGAAAGACUCGUCUCGUUUGGUCAUGCAAAUCACCUGCUUAACGUACAGUACAGAAUGCAUCCGUCAAUAAGCCAGUUCCCAAAUUCAAUUUUCUAUCGUAAGAAAAUCCUUGAUGCGCCUGAUGUAACGCGUAAAGCCUAUGAGAAAAUAUAUCUUACGGGACAGUGUUUUGGCCCGUAUUCCUUUAUAAAUGUACCGUGGGGAGAAGAAGAGCUGGAUAAUGUUGGAUACAGGCGAAACUUAGUUGAGGUUGCUUUGGUACUGCGAUUACUGGAGAGCUUGUUCAAAGCUUGGAGUGCCUCCAAGAAGAAACUCAGCAUUGGUGUUAUAGCACCGUAUGCUUCUCAAGUUUUAGCCAUACGAGAUAGACUUGGGCAGAAGUAUAAUAACAACGCACAUUUUGAAGUUAAAGUGAACGUGAUUGAUGCAUUUCGGGGAGGGGAAGAAGAUAUUGUAAUAAUAUCUACAGUGAGAUCUAAUCGCGCUGGGUCCAUUGGCUUCUUGUCAAGUCUUCAUUGGACUAAUGUCGCGUUAACCAGAGCUCGGCAUUGUCUCUGGAUAUUGGGAAAUGAGCAAACAUUACUUGCUAGCAACUCCAUUUGGGAAGCGCUAGUUCUCGAUGCCAAGGAUCGUCAAUGCUUCUUUCAUGCAGAUGACGAUACUGACAUGAGGAAAACAAUUUUAGAUGUGAAGAAAGAACUUGAUCAACUGGAUGAUUUACUAAAUGGGGAUAAUAUUCUAUUCAAAGAACAGAGAUGGAAGGUCGUUUUCAGCGACAACUUUAGAAAAUCAUUUCGAAAGCUGGCAUCCUCCUGCUUGAGAAAGUAUGUGUUAACUCUUCUGGUUAAGCUUGCUAGUGGAUGGCGGCCGAAGAGAAGGAAUGUAGAGUUAGUUUGUGAAAGCUCAUCUCAGGUGGUUAAGCAGUUCAAGGUGGUUGAAGGGCGUUAUGUUGUUUGUACAGUUGAAAUUCAAAAAGAGUUCUUUUAUACGCAAGUUCUAAAGGUUUGGGAUUUAUUGCCUUUGGAGGAGGUUGCGGGUUUCUUAAGACGUCUUGAUAGAAUAUAUUUAAUGUACACCGAUGAAUUCAUCAGCCUCUGUAAGGAGAAGUAUUUUGAGGGGGAUCUGGAAGUUCCAAAGAGUUGGAAGGUUCAUCGUGAUGUAGUUCAGUAUAAAAAGGAUGUCGAGAGCAAAUUGAAUCACGAUUCGACUAGUACACUCGAUAACAAUGGUUAUGUUGAAAAUUCAAGAGUGAGCGAAAGCCUAUUGUUAAUGAAGUUUUACUCCCUGUCAUCUGGUGUUGUCACGCAUUUGCUCUCCGAUCACCAUGGUGAAGAAGUAGAUAUCCCUUUUGAAGUUACUAAUGAAGAGAGGGAGGUAAUCCGUUUUAGUAAAAGCAGUUUCAUCCUUGGCCGCUCAGGCACAGGUAAAACUACUGUGUUGACAAUGAAGUUGUUCCAAAAGGAGCAACAACACCAUAGUUCUGUUCAAGGAUUUAAUGUAGCGGCAGGAAAGGAGGUAAGUCAAUUUGCAGGGGAAACAAGAAUUAGCUCAUACGAGGAUAAUGAAGCGAGUCGCUGUAUUGGAGAGACUAGCAGGACAACCUUGCGCCAGCUAUUUGUGACAGUUAGUCCCAAACUAUGUUACGCUGUCAAAAAACAAGUUUCUCAGCUACAAAGGUUUGCCUGUGGAGGAAGU